This is a messenger RNA of Poecilia latipinna (sailfin molly), 3160 nucleotides long. RefSeq names its product phospholipase D family member 3 (gene pld3). The coding region runs from base 202 to 1674 and encodes 490 amino acids. The record is from RefSeq and is a predicted model, not a curated record. Lineage: Eukaryota; Metazoa; Chordata; Actinopteri; Cyprinodontiformes; Poeciliidae. Gene Ontology annotation, molecular function: catalytic activity. The transcript is spliced from 12 exons.
GUUCGCUGUUGUUAGUUCUGUAUGAAGCUAGCAGUGAUCUGUGACAGGUAUAGCGCUUAACAUCUGUCUUUUCAAUGUGUUGUCAUUUAAACACGUAUUUAACCAUUAUAGUGUUUAAAGAGAAUACCUAGAUGCAGUUAUCGAAGGAUUUUUUACGCAUGUUAACAGAGUUUUAGCGAAAUAUCGGACAGAAACGUGAACAUGAAGUCGGACAUCACCUAUAACCAGAUGGUGGAUCCGGAGAGACGGAGGCAGGAAUUCUCCCGCAGAGCGCAGCUGUUCGCCAGGUGGCAGAUCACUCUGGCCGCCGUGGCCUGUGUGCUUCUGGCCGCCAUGGCGCUCUACAACAUCCUGACCCCGAGGGCGGCGGAGUCAGUGACGUUGGCAGGUUCAACAUUCCAGCAUCCUGCCUCCAUCAGCAGCCGCCUUCAGGAGACGGUGGAGUCCUGCUCGGACCCCUGCAAGAUCGUCCUGGUGGAGAGCAUCCCUGAGGGGAUGGAGUUCAACUCCAGCACCAGCAGCCCCUCCAUCUUCCAGGCGUGGGUCAGCCUGAUGAGCGAGGCGCGCAGCAGCGUCGACAUCGCCUCCUUCUAUUGGACGCUCACUAACGAGGACACCGGCACCCACGAACCCUCAGCCUCUCAGGGGGAGGAGGUUCUGAAGAGGCUGGCUGAACUCUCCGGGAAGCUUCACGUUCGGAUUGCAGUCGAUUCGCAGGAGGGAAAACCACAAGCUGACCUCAAACUGCUCAACGAUUCAGGAGCCGACGUCAGGACGGUCAACAUGAGGGCGCUCACCACCGGGGUUCUUCACACCAAGUUCUGGGUCGUAGACAAGACGCACAUUUACAUCGGCAGCGCCAACAUGGACUGGAGGUCCCUGACGCAGGUGAAGGAGCUGGGAGCCGUCGUCUACAACUGCAGCUGCCUGGCCUCAGACCUGGAGAAGAUCUUUGAAGCUUAUUGGUUGGUUGGAGGGAGCGAGUCCAUCCCGUCGCCGUGGCCGUCCAGCUUCUCCACCCUGUACAACAAAGACACGCCACUCCAGCUGCUGUUGAACAGCACGCCGUCCAGCGUUUACCUCUCUAGCUCUCCUCUGUCCUUCUGCGCCGCCGGCAGGACUCCGGAUCUUCAGUCGCUUCUCAGCGUGAUUGACGACGCAGAGGAGUUCAUCUACAUCGCUGUCAUGAACUACCUGCCCACUACGGAGUAUACGCACCCGAAAAGGUACUGGGCCGACAUCGACACGCAGCUGAGGCGGUCGGCGUACGAGAGGAAGGUCAGAGUUCGCCUGCUGAUCAGCUGCUGGCCUCACUCUCCGCCCGUCAUGCUGCCCUUCCUGAAGUCUCUGGCUUCGGUUCACGACUACAGAAACAAGCUGGACGUCCAGGUGAGGCUGUUUACGGUUCCCGCCGACCCGAAGCAGAAAGCGAUUCCCUAUGCAAGAGUGAACCACAACAAGUACAUGGUGACCGACAAAGUGGCCUAUAUUGGGACGUCUAACUGGUCGGGAGACUACUUCCUGAACACGGCCGGGUCGGCGCUGGUCGUGAACCAGACGGACUCGCUGGACCCGACUCUCCAAUCCCAGCUGAAGGCCGUCUUUGAGCGGGACUGGCACUCGGCCUACAGCGCCCCCAUCAGACACGGUGCAGACCUCAAACACGUCUGCUGAUCUCCUUACACCAGAACUCAUGUAGCGUUCAGGUUCUCCUGGGCUUUGGACCCGGCUCAACGCUGGUUCUGCUGAGCUGGAAGCACAGAACUAUUUUUACUCCUUCAAUUACUUUUUCCCCCCACAGUUUGUGGAGGUUUUACACAAACGUCACUGGGAUUUUAAGUACAUAAGUGUGAAAGGGAAAGAAAAAAAUGUUUUUAACUCAGAAAAAUCUGAAAAGUGUGGCAUGCAUUUAUCUCAGCGCCACUAAAUCGAUUAUUUGUUGAACACUGCAAAAACACAAAAUCCUCCCAAGUACUUUUGAGUUCACUUCAAUUAAGACAAAAUUAACUUACAAGUAACUUUUCAGCAAUAUUUAUAAACUUAUUUUAAGUCAAUAACUUCUUAAUGAUUCCCAGUGCAGUUAGUAUUUUUUCAUUGAUAUUAAGGAGUUAUUAACCUAAAAUACGCUUCAGUAUAUUCCUGAAUAGUUAUUUGUAACGUAGUUUGUAGUAAAUCAAAAAUACCUCAAAACGUUUUGUAUUUAUGGUACAAAUUACAUCGGUACACUGCAAAACCACAAAAUCUCACCAAGUAUUUUUGGUUUAGUUUAAUGGGAAAAUGUCUUGUCAGUGAAAUAAUCUACCAAAGAACUGGUAAUUUUUCAUCAAUAUUAAGGAAUUACUUUCUUAAAACAGGCUCCUAUAUUUAACUGUAAAGUAAAUUUUGUCUUAUUUCAAGUGUACUAAGAUAUUAGCACUAGAAACGACCAAAAACACAGAAGGUUUUGUGUUUUUGCAGUGCAGGAAGUCCAUCCUCUCUCCAUAUUCAGAUCAUGGAUUUAACAAGCUUCUGUUUUUAGAUUUUUACUUUCAUUAUACUUUUAUUUUCGUUCCAUUUCACAGUUAUGCGUUACUUUUAGUUGGUCUGUUACUUGAAACACACUGAAGUUUGUGAACCGCUGACGAAGCAUUAAGGCCAAACAUUUUCUCCUGUGUCUCUUUUUAAAACUUUUUGUAACUUUUAUGGAUUCUAGUUACAAAACACUACUUUUUUUUUUUAUAACAAUACAGAAAUGCUCUUACUUUGAUUUAAUAAUGUGGUUCUUUAGCAUUUUAAGCUUCACCAUCAGUGGGAGUUUUUUUUCAACUCAGGGAUUAAAAUCUGAUUAUUUUUGCCUCUAUCAACGUGGGAAUUUGCGUUUUUAUUUCCCAAUCUGUUGUAAUUUUCCUGUUCUGAGAUUUUUAAACUCUCUUUCAAGAUCUGAUUGCAUUUUUUUUCUUUUUACAACUUCAUAGUAAUUAAAUAAAUUAAAAUUAAUCAUGUACACAAAAGGUCUUUAAUUUCUGGACUAGUUUGAACACCAUUACUGUUCGACAUCUUUGUUGUAAAGUGAUCAAAUAAUCCCAGGUAUAAUCUCAUGGAAUACCUGGGAAUAUCAAUAAUUAUCUGCAGCAGCUGCCUGUGAUCAAUAAAUCAUUUUCAAUAAAAGUUAUUAAACCAU